Myzus persicae (green peach aphid) is the source of this 5667-nucleotide messenger RNA. Its product is annotated as flocculation protein FLO11-like. Gene Ontology annotation, molecular function: chitin binding; chitinase activity. Bases 266 to 5419 code for a protein of 1717 amino acids. The record is from RefSeq and is a predicted model, not a curated record. Gene Ontology annotation, cellular component: extracellular region. Lineage: Eukaryota; Metazoa; Arthropoda; Insecta; Hemiptera; Aphididae. Gene Ontology annotation, biological process: carbohydrate metabolic process; chitin catabolic process. The transcript has 18 exons.
UCUGAGCGUUAGUCCUCUCAUACGUAUUUUCCGGUUUAGACGCGCGUGUAUCCUUACGUGUUGUUAUUAUUUUUGUUUUUAUUUUUAUUAUAUUUUACAUAUUUCACUAUAAUAUUUGCUAAAAAAACAAAAAAUAAUUAUGAAUUAAUAAUGAUGAUGAUAAUAUGAUCACCGCGAACAAAAGUCUGUCAGACACUAGUGCGUGAUCGGUUUCGUCGUAUAUAUAUAUAUUCUAACGUGAACACGGAUAGCCCAAUAUUUCAACAUGCAAUUUUUGCCAUGGCUGUUAAUAUUUGGGUCAAUUAUUAUAUCUGACGCCGAACAUGAUAUACAAAAACGAGAAACAUCUAAUCAAAAGAAGGUAGUGUGUUACUACACGAACUGGAGUGUUUACAGACCAGGCACGGCCAAGUUUUCACCGCAAAACAUUAACCCGUACUUGUGUACUCAUUUGAUUUACGCGUUCGGUGGUCUUGACAAGGAAAAUGGAUUGCGUCCUUAUGAUAAGUAUCAAGAUAUUGAACAAGGUGGUUACGCUAAAUUUAACGGACUGAAAACUUAUAACAAAAAUCUCAAAACGCUUCUGGCAAUUGGAGGAUGGAAUGAAGGUUCCGCUAGGUUCUCGAAAUUGGUAGACGAUGAAGAUAAAAGAAAAGAAUUCGUGAAAAAUGUUAUUAAAUUUCUCAGGCAAAAUAAUUUUGAUGGUCUUGACUUGGAUUGGGAGUACCCUGCCUAUAGAGAUGGUAGUAAGCCCAGUGACAAAGAAAACUAUGCGUCCUUAGUUAAGGAAUUAAGAGAAGAGUUUAAUAGAGAAUCAUCAAAAACGGGCCGAUCUAGGUUGCUUCUGACUAUGGCAGUCCCAGCUGGUAUCGAGUACAUUGAUAAGGGAUAUGACAUUCCUGAGCUAAAUAAGCAUUUGGACUUUAUGAAUUUACUGACAUACGAUUAUCAUUCAUCAUUUGAACCAGCAGUGAAUCACCAUUCUCCACUCUAUCCUUUGGAAGAAGAUUCAGAAUAUAACUUUGACGCAAAACUUAAUAUAGAUCAUACAAUCAAACAUUAUCUUGCUGCUGGAGCUGAUAAAGAAAAACUGGUCCUUGGUAUUCCAACUUACGGUAGAUCGUAUACGCUCUUUAAUCGAGAAAGUAAGGACAUAGGCGCUCCAUCAGAUGGUCCUGGAGAAAAGGGAGAAGCCACUAGAGAAAAAGGAUACUUGGCCUACUAUGAGAUUUGUGGAAAUUUGAAAAAAGAUGACUCCUGGACUAUUGAACAGCCAAAACCAAAAGCAAUGGGACCUUAUGCAUACAAAGAUAAUCAAUGGGUUGGAUAUGAUGACGAAGAAUUCGUUAAAUUAAAGGCUAAAUAUGUAAAUGAAAACGAUUUGGGAGGUAUAAUGUUUUGGUCGAUUGACAACGAUGACUUUAGGGGAAGUUGUCAUAGUAGACCGUACCCACUAAUUGAAGCAGGAAAAGAAGCUCUACUUGGUGAUUCGAAAGUAGCACCAAGUCAAGGAAAAGAAACUAAAACUACCUUAUCCAAAUCCCGACCAAAACCAAGACCAGUUGCAAGAACUACUACUACAUCAGCACCACAAGAAAAGUCAGGAGUGUCUACAACUACACCAGAACCACCUACUACACCCGAUACUGGAACUGAUUUCACCUGUAAGGAUGAAGGAUUCUUUCCACAUCCACGUGAAUGCAAAAAGUAUUUUUGGUGUUUGGACAGCGGUCCAUCAAAUUUAGGAAUUGUAGCUCACCAAUUUACAUGCCCUUCGGGAUUAGUGUUCAAUAAAAUAUCGGAUUCUUGUGAUUACACUAGAAACGUUGUCUGUAAAGAUAAGAAAACUUCUGAUACAACAGCAGCAACAACAACAACAACUACGCCCAAACCAAUAAAAUCUGGAAUAAAAACCACUACAACUACAACUACCACAUCUACAACUCAAACUCCAGAAGUAGAAGAUGACAGUGAAGACGAGUUUGAAGAAGAAGAAGAUCCUAAAGAAAUAAAACAAUUGAUCACUUUAAUUAAGAAAUUAGGUGGUGUAGCAGAGUUGGAAAAACAACUUAAUAUUAAGGAUGGGUCAACUGAAGUGACAACUCCAGCAAUAAGCAAAUCUCUUUACAAUAAAGUUUUGAAAUUACCUUCCAAUAGGUUCCAGUCCUCGUACAUAAAUGGACCUGGUCCCCAAAGUGAAGGGUUAGAUAAAAAAGAUGACAAUAUAGACUAUAAGAAAGACAAACCUCAAUAUGUCACAAUUAGACGUCAAAGGCCUUCUAAAGAUGUAAUUGAUAACACCCAAGAAUCAGAAGAAGAGGAUAUUCCAACUGAUGCAACUACUGAAAGAUUCAAGCCAACAUAUAAAACAGUCGAUAGAACCCGAUUCCGCGAUUUAGGAGAAGUAGCUGAUGAAAAUUCUGAAAGUGAUUCAUUGCCUAAGUAUACCACAAUUAGUCGGGCUAAAUCAACAGAAAAUAAUCCCGAAGAAACAACGAGUCCAAAAUAUGUUACUCUGCGUAGACAGAGACCAACUUACAAAGAAGAUGAAAUAAGUGAUGAAGAAAUCACUCCAGUUGCAGUAUCAUCUACUUCACAGGCACCAAGGUAUGUUUCAUUAUUAAGGCAAAGGAGUACAACCACUACAACAACACCCGAUGAUACAUUGAUCGAAACAACCACGAAAGACAAUGUCGAAGAACCAAGAGAGAAUAAAAACACCAAGGUGAGUGAUAUGACUUUAACAACAGAGUCUAGCAUAAUUACGACCAUCUUAUUCAAUACUGAACCAUUUACCGAGACAAUCACAACAACCGUAAACGUUCCCACAUUUACUACUGCAAAAAGUAGUGAAACUUCAAUAUUAAAUACUGAAAAAAUGAACGAUACGUCAAGUACAACCAAAGCCUCAGUUUCAAUUGAUAAAAAGAUCAGUAAUACUAUAAGUACUACAAAAGCUCCAACAUCGACUGUCACUAAUGUUAUUACAUCUAUAUAUGAAGCUGCUACAGAAAGGCAAAGAGUUCGUGUAAAAAAUAUUCAAAACUUUUUAUUGGAGCAUAAGAAAACUGAACCAGUUACCCAAUCUAUCACACACACUACAACUCCAUUAACUACUACUUUAUCGACAACAAUGGAAAAUAUAGCCAUAGUUGAAGAACCAACUCAGAAAUCAAUACUCAAAGGUCGAUUUGGAGGUCCAGUACAUUUCAGACCAACUCUAAGAAAGUUAAUAGGCAUUCCAGAAAACAAUGGAACAACAACAGAGAAAGUAAUUGAAACAACUACAGAAAAAAUAGUUGAAACAACUACAGAGAAAAAAAAUCGUUUAAAUAAAUAUAUUAACAGAUUUAUCAGACCAGCUAGUAAUUAUAGUACAGAAAGUAUAAGUACCACAAGUAAAAUAUUUGUUACAUCAACUACUGAAAGCACAUCAGAAUCAAGUACGAGGCAAAUUAAUAGAUUUAGACAAACUACUAGCAGUGCCACAGAUAAUCAACUACCAUUAACUAGAAAGUUUAUUUCUAGAUACAGACAAAGAACAACAGAGUUACCAGUAAUAAACAAUACAGAAGUACAAGAAGUACAAAGGUCACGAUUUUUUAGAAGCCGCAGACCAAUUUCUUCUACCACAACCACAACAGAAGAAACAAUAACAGAACUAUUAAAUGGUGAAGAAAAUGCAGAUAAUGUUCGUUAUGAAACGACAACAUACAACACUCCUACUACAAUGCAUGUCCCAACUACAAACUACGUCGAAGAGACUUCAAUAAAUGAUGAGGAAAUUAAAAUAACAACAGUCGAUAGUUUUGAGCCAAUAAAAUAUAGUACAACUGAAAUGACAAUACAGCCAAUCACUAAUAAAAUAACGAAGUCUUUCAGAGGAUCAGUAAGAGCAAACGAUGGAUUUCAAGGUAAAAUUGAUAAACCACGAUCUCCGUCACUGGGCAGACAAAAUUCAAGAUUUUUAAAAGAAGAACAAAAAAUAUUAUUUAUUAAAGUUAUACCUUCGCCAGAUGGCCGAUCUCAAAAUGAGUUUACAUCAAAUCCUGUCAAAAAUGUAACUAGAAAUAGGGGUAGAGUCAGAGCAUAUGAUUCUCUAGAACUUAACACUCUGACCGAUGAGUCGACAAAUGAUGACCGACCAAAUGAGCUGUUCAGAGGAAGUGAAACAAAAUUCAGACCAACCACUUCUACCACCACUGAAUCGACAGAAGAGAUUCAAAAAGAUAGAAUUCGUACACGAAUUACAAGACCAGUUCAACGUUCAACGACAACAACUACUACUACCGAAGAAUCACCUCCAAGUUCAUCUGCAACAGAAUCAUAUUCGUCAAAAGUAAAUAGAAGGAGAAAAUUUAGGCCCGAAUAUACAACUACUUCAACUUCAAGCUACGAAGAAGAAAUAACUACACCGAAAACUCGAAAUCCUGAACGAAGAUUUAGAAGCCGAACACCAUUAUUGAAAAAUACAAUAACUACAAGUACAACACCAGAAACUUUAGACGACAGUGAUCGGGAAUUCUUCAGUACGUCAGCACAACCAUAUUUCGACGAUUCGAGUCUUUUUGCGAAGACCCGAGAUGAUCGUAAAAUUGGCGGAUCAACAGAAGACCUGGCCAAUACAGCUGUAGUUGCCAUACAUACACUCGCUACGGCGCCUCCAUCAAAUUACGAAUUCAGACCUUCUACGCACAGUCCGCAGCAGAACGUUUUUCGUGAAACCACUCAGAACCACGAAUAUUACGAGCCACAAGCACCACAACAUUCUGUAGACGCGUUCAACGGCGUCCAGCAGGCUCGACUGCCGGUGCAGUCACUGAGACAAUCGGCGCAACCUCAACUGCCUCCGCCGCCGCCGCCACCAUCCAUCAAGCUACCCGCGGCCUCGUUCCAGCCGGCACCUUUCCAGCCUUCUCCGUUCCAGGCGGGUCCCUUCCAGCCGGUCCCGUAUCCCGGACUACCGUUCCAGACGAACAACGCGUUCGCGCCAGUCGCGAGACAAUCGCCCACGACCGCCCUGCCGCCGGCCACCUCUCGGCAAACGUUCAUAUUGCGAAGAGGUCCGUCGAGGACCACGCCGCUGGGAACAGCCGCGACGUCCGCGCCGCCGCAGUACCUGAACGACAACACGCAGGAACAGUACGCCGACUAUUCGGAACCGGAACAGGCGUCCGACUCUAGCGAACAGCGGGUGGCUCUCAAGGGCAAGGUCCGCAUACACGGGGACGGGUACAUCGAGUGUCUGGACAUGGGCAGUUUCCCGCAUCCGUUCUCGUGCCAGAAAUUCAUAUCCUGCGCCAAGACGGAAUACGGAGCGCUGUUCGGGUGGGAGUACACGUGCCCCAAGGGACUGUCGUUCGACCAAGUGGGCGGCAUUUGCAACUGGUCGUCCGGGCCUGCAGUGUGCAAUAACUGAUAUAACCUGCAGGUGUACGCUUCGCGAUAGCACAAACAAAACCGAAAAGCGAAAACAAAAACAGACAAAACAAAAUUCCUAGUCUCUUUCUCUCUCUAUCUCUGUUCCUCUUUCUCUACAUCUACCCCCCCCCCCCCUUAUCUCUAUCUUCCUUUCAAUCUCUAUCUCCCGACGUAUGAUUUUUCGUUACGUUUAAACGCUGAAUGUUAUUUUCUGCAGGGCCAGUUUUUGAUAGAGAAUCCAACUCG